CAAAACAAUUAUUUCAUGUGGUAUCUUGAAAGGGAUUUUUUGUUUUGUUUGGCUUAAGUUAGGUGAUACCUUGAAAGUCUAGUUACCUACGAAGAGACUCAAAUGUAGUGUUGAGUUUGAUCAUUACGGUUUCGUUACAGGAUUAGAGAAAUACAAGUGAGACUUAUAAUUAGUCUUAUAUUUUUACCCGAAAUGAGAAUUAGACAGAUGUGUAAUUAUCAUUCACAUAUAUUUACUUCUUAUAUUCGUUAUAUAAUUGUUAUAUAACAUAGAUUGGCCCAAAUCAUAUUUUGCAUUGUAAAAUAUGCAAUUAUGUGUAAUACUUUGCAGUUUAAAACUUUCUCCUGAGUGUCUUUCAUUAUUCUUGGUAUUGGAUAAAAACGGACAAAUAGUCCUCUCCUUACUACAAAAUCUACAAAUUUUAUAAGGCUAAACCUAACUAGAAAGACAGAGUCGAAGAGCUUAUCUUUACUCUAACUUAUAGAAAUACUCAUGAAAUGAAGAAGGUUGAAAGAAAUUACCUUCAUUCCUUAUUAAAGAUUUUAGCUUUCUGAUUUAUGUGAUAAAAUUGUUUAGUGGGACAGAAACAGUCUGAUGUAUAUAGGAUGAUAUACACCGCGAACACGUUAAGAGUGGUAGACAGAGGUGCCUUGACUAUAUAUAUAUAUAUAUAUAUAUAUAUGCAUGCAUGCAGACUUGGUCAUCCAGCAUGGGCUUAAGCUGAUAGGGAAGAGUAUAAAAAUACCGCAUUCAAAGCCGAUAGGUUCGAGCAUAGGUACGACAUGCUUAUGAUGCUUGGCGCAAUCGUCGCCGGCAUCCUCAUCAACUACAGUGGCCAAAGGUGGCCUUUCGCAUUUGAAAUUGUUAUGUACGCUGUGGGGGACGUCGUGGUCAGCAUCAGGUCAAGGAUGGCUACCUACAGAAUCGACCGAGGUUUCAUGACGGUCGAAACGACGCUUGGCGUAGUUGUAAGCCGCGUAUAUACUGCUAAGAUGGCGCCUGCCAGAGUUUGGGGAUUCCUUGGGUCAUUCCCUUAGGUAAUAAAACGUAAUUAACUUACUUAAUUGGCAAAAUACACUUAUAUAGCCACAACUUUCACGUUUGUGACAAUAAUAGCCACAUUCUCAUAAAUACACAAACUAGUCAGAAAUUCGGGUGGUUGUAUGACAAAUCUAGCUAUUUGUUAUAAACUUUAACGGUGUUAGAGAUUCCGUCUGUUAGAUUAACAUUAUGCUAAUUAGGAUACCACCCUGAUGCACACGUCAGCAAAAUGACUCUUGUACCCAAAGAUUUGCUUCUCCUUAACAUUCACACAAUGAGAUAUAUUUGAUGCACAACCAUUUGAUACUUUAGUGCCUUUUUUACCGCACAUAAGAUCUCAUUUUCAUGGUUCACUAGGGUAUAACAAGCUUUCACCAUCUUGGAAUUUGUAGACUCUCUUAGAAAAAAAGACUCUUUCUUAUUUUCAUAUCCUUUAAAUCACGACGACCAUUUGCAUGAUUGGUUUUUCUUUUAAUGUCUAACAAUGUUCAUAAAACAUUGUCACAAACAUUCUUCUUGAUAUGCAUAACAUCAUAACAUCAAGGUUAUGACCUAGCGUAUUAUGCUCCCAAUAAGGCAAUUUGAAAAAAUCAAAACCUUCGAGAACAGACCUCUUUUCUCACUUGUCUUCUUUUCUUUCUUACUGAAGUCAUUGAUGAAUCUGAUAAACUCUUCCUUGAUCUGCGAACCUAAUAAUGAUGUCGGUCUCGACCCAAACUCUGGUUUGCAAUAAAAAAAGCUCAUGUUCUUCUUCCAACAGUGUUUUGCAUCAAAGUAAUCUAUGUGGGCCAAAGCAAACGUUACUAUUUUGAAAGAACUAGCCAGCUUCUCACAUAUAACCUGUGUCCUCAUAUUAUAUAUAGACUAGUCACAUAAAUGCAUAGUAGUAUAAGAUACAACUCCAUUACCAGGAGAUAUUUAGAAAAAUAAUCAAGAGGGGGGGGGGGGACCUUCAAAGUAGCAAGGACAUUUAUUCUAACAACACAACUGAGUCCACGUUUUAAAAGUGCAAGAACUAAAAUGAAAUUACCUAAUAUACUUUGUUGCACCAUAUCUAUUGAGGCUGUUGACAUCAAAAAUAUAUCAAAAGGCUGUAAAUUCAACAUACAUUAUAAUCGUAUAGCUUAGAGCCAGAAAUCCAACAACACACAUAAGUAAAAGAAAACUAGAAGUGAGAUUACGUGUAACACCAUCUCAAUUUCAACUAUAAUUUCAUUUCAUAAUUGUUGGGGGUAUUUAGUUUGGAGAAGCCUACAACAUGUGAGGAAGCCCAGCGGGGGUGGUGAGACCUAAGAAGCCCAAGGUGAGGCGAGGCCCGCGUUGCUACUUGGAGCCCAAAGGCAUACAAAGAAGGCCCAUUUGAUAGUGCCCGGUGCCUGGUGAUUACGUUGGGUGGACGCGUUAAUUCGGGCGCCUAGCAAGAAGAUGUGGAUAAUCGUCCACUAGGCGCCUGGUUCAUAUCAAGUAGGAGUGACCAUUAGACCAGGCGCCUAAAAUAAUGGUAGGGAGCAUUAAAUGCGGUGCUGACGU
Molecule: messenger RNA, 2571 nt
Organism: Linum trigynum
Lineage: Eukaryota; Viridiplantae; Streptophyta; Magnoliopsida; Malpighiales; Linaceae
Source: the annotation of a GenBank genome assembly